AAAUUGACAUCCAAAUCAGUUUUAGUUUUACUUUUGGUGUCACUCCAGAAACACUAUACAAAAUUCUCUAUUUUUUAGACAAAAUUAAUAUUCCCUAAAAGCAAAAUGAUGAUAGACAUGGACAGCCCCGACAUUCCCGAUGAGGUCAUCAACUACGUGGAGGAGCAGCGAGUUCGACAGCGGGAAUUUGUCAACGAGAAGGAGUUGCUCAAGGAGCGCAUCAAGAAGGCGCAGGAUAUGCUGAAGCUGCUCGAGGGUCGGCCCAAUGCACUUCCCUGCACCAUUGCGUGUGGCAACAUCUACCAGCAGAGCACCGUGCAACAGAUGAGGGAAGCCCUGGCUGCCAAUCUAUCGACCUCCAUGGAGCAGUUCAUCGAGGCCCACCGGAACAUCCUGGCCAUACAGCGAGUUCUCAGCCAGGACUACGAGACGAUCAGCGAAAACGCCAACAGGUCGAAUUAUCCCAAUCUAAUCUAAUUAUCUAAGAAGUGCUGUAAUCUGGGCCAUUUCGACCAUACAGCAUUAGUGAUCCUUUGAUCGCUUUAUAAUCUCCUUGAAAUCGGUGCGAGGGACGACUAAAUCGCACAGUUGAUACCUACCAUUUCAUUUGUAAAUAAAUAUGAACCAACUUUACAAUUA
This is a messenger RNA of Drosophila yakuba, 639 nucleotides long. RefSeq lists its product as uncharacterized. NCBI's taxonomy places the organism in Eukaryota, Metazoa, Arthropoda, Insecta, Diptera, Drosophilidae. Bases 106 to 477 code for a protein of 123 amino acids. The record is from RefSeq and is a predicted model, not a curated record. The transcript has a single exon.